AGCUGGCUUGUCAGAGGUCGCAGUGGUCUGUUGUUAUCACAGAGGUGAUACUGUAGCGGUAUCGAUGUUGUAUUGUCCGCUGACCUAACAACAGAUUAACAGGACGACCAUCUGGACAGUGUUGAGUGUGCAGCAUCUGUAAUUCCACACAGGAGACGGAUCCUUUGUUAGGGGGUCCAAAGUUACACGACACCGGUGAAAUCAGCAGUAGCAGUCGACCAAGAUUGUUCCAUACCUUCUGUGAUAUAACCUACGAUGGUUCAUCCAACAUAUGCAGGAUGUUGGCUGACAGAACCAAUCGGAAAUUUAGUCGGACUACCAGUCGACCAGUUUAACUUCAUGAGCAGCCAGUUUCUGGGUAUUUUCUUUGGGCUGUUCUUCCACCUGAAGCUCCAGCCACCUGACACGUCCCCUACACUCCGGCAUAUCUACUGUCUUGUCGUGGGGCUCACUACAGUCUGGUUCUGUAACGGAUGGGAGACGUGGCACCUGGUGUUGCAGUCGUCAGUCUGCUAUGUCAUGAUGAACACAUUCCCACCACAGAUCAUGCACAUGUGUGUGCUGAUAUUCAGCCUGGGCUACCUGGUGGCGAUGUGUCUGUACCGCUAUCUCCUGCCAGAAGACAUGCAGUUCCUCGACAUCACCUUCCCAUGCACAGUGUCGGUUCAGAAGCUCUCCAGCCUUGCCUUCAGUAUAACAGACUCUCACAGAUAUAAGCUAGACAACAACUGUCUCACAGACUCACAGAAGAAAAGAGUUAUCAGCAAACCUCCCAAUCUGCUACAUUUCUUCAGCUAUAUGUUUUACUUCCAAGGAAUCUUGGCAGGACCUUUUACGUUCUACAACGACUAUAUUGAUUUUAUAGAUGGUCGGCACAUCACGUCUAGACUAGAAACUAAAGAUGAUGAUAAAAAGCCAUUGGUUGAUCCUAAAUCUAUAUCACCUUUGAGAGUGGUAUUUUACAAGUGUGUGAUGCUAGGUGUAUGGGUCUAUCUGUAUCUCCACGUCUCCAGUGUCCUUGUGCCUACAUCCAACAAUGCAGAUGCUGAUUUUAUACAGAGACACACUGUGUUCUACCGGCUAGGCUACAUGUACGUGUCAAUGUUGUGUCACAGAUCCAAGUACUUCCUCACAUGGACGUUAGCUGAUAUUGUAUAUAAUGCUUCUGGCUAUGGCUUCAAUGGACUUGAUGGCAAUGGGAAUGCUAAAUGGGAUAUGGUGACAAAUAUUAGAGUUGAAAAAAUAGAGACAGCAACAAGUUUUAAAACAUUUAUUGACAACUGGAACAUCCAGACGACUAGAUGGCUGCGUUACGUGUGUUAUGAACGGGCUCCAUUUUUACGCACCCACCUGACUUAUAUCCUGAGUGCAGUCUGGCAUGGAGUGUACCCCGGAUUCUACUGUACAUUCCUCUCAGCUAUCUGGUUCACCCUGGCUGGACGCAAGAUCCGGAGAAACAUCCGACCCCACUUCCAGGAGUCGGCCGGCAUGCGAGCCUUGUACGAGGUGUUGACCUGGGUGGGCACCCAGCUGCCUAUGGCCUACAUUGUCCUGCCAUUCACAUAUCUCAAUGUAGCUCCCUUUAUCACUUUCUACAACAGUGUGUACUGGUUUUUCCACGUCCUGGUGGCUGUCAUCCUGCUAAUUCCCUUCGACCGCAAACAAGCAAGGCACCCACAGGACACGACCAAAACCUCCACACCACAAACAGAAAUGACCUCUAGCCCCGGCAGGUUAUCCAACGGAAACUCCCAACGCAACUCCACUCAAGACACAUCAUAGAAGAUGAAUAGUCACAGUAUCAUGAUCAUAUCAUUAUAGAUUUCCAUAGCAGAUUAAGGGUCUGAUAUAUUUUAUCAUAUUUCAUAAGGAUGCAUUGAUGUUAGUGGUUUGUUUUUGUUUGAUUCUUUUGCAAGUAUUUGUGUGAAAGAUUGAAUUUGUAUUUCAAGGAGUGUGUCUUUGAACUGAGUUUGUUGUGACUUCAUUAUGUUCUGAAAUAUUAGACUACACAAUUCCAUGUCCUUAGCUGCCGAGUUCCAGCACAGCGUUCUUACAUGAAGUCAACCAAAUCAUGCCAUUCACGUACUGGUGAUGAGGGACACUUGUCAGGCCUCUAUAAAUUAAUUACCGUAUUCGACGUAAUAAGCGCCCUGCUCUAAUAAGCGCCCAUGGCGAUAUUUGCUAAUAUAUUGGCUAGUGAACAAUCCCAAUUAGCACCCCUUCCGAUUGAUCAAUGUAC
Molecule: messenger RNA, 2239 nt
Organism: Haliotis rufescens (red abalone)
Lineage: Eukaryota; Metazoa; Mollusca; Gastropoda; Lepetellida; Haliotidae
Product: lysophospholipid acyltransferase 2-like
Exons: 14
Coding region: 256-1782 (508 amino acids)
Biological process (GO): lipid modification
Cellular component (GO): membrane
Molecular function (GO): acyltransferase activity
Source: RefSeq, a predicted model, not a curated record